ACAGAUGGAGGACAGUGAUACUGAUUUUAAGCAGUCAGGUGUUAGAAGCUCACAGUUUCAAAGUCUCAUCUGCCUCCACUCGGCCUCAGUUCCUCAUCACUGUUCCUGUGCUCACAGUCAUCAAUUACAGAACCCACAACAUGCGCCGUGAAGACAGAAUGUUUCAGACCAGAGGUGUGAUCUUGAGAGCCCUCUCCUUGGCUUUCCUGCUGAGUUUCCGAGGAGCUGGGGCCAUCAAGGCAGACCAUGUGUCAAUUUAUGCCACAUUUGUACAGACGCACAGACCAACAGGGGAGUUUAUGUUUGAGUUUGAUGAGGAUGAGAUGUUCUAUGUGGAUCUGGACAAGAAGGAGACUGUCUGGCAUCUGGAGGAAUUUGGCCGAGCCUUUUCCUUUGAGGCUCAGAGGGUGCUGUCUCACAUUGUUAUAUUGAACAACAACUUGAAUAUCAUGAUCCAGCGUUCCAACCACACUCAGGCCGCCAAUGAUCCCCCUGAGGUGACCGUGUUUCCCAAGGAGCCUGUGGAGCUGGGACAGCCCAACACCCUCAUCUGCCACAUUGACAAAUUCUUCCCACCGGUGCUCAAUGUCACGUGGCUGCGCAACGGGGAGCCAGUCACUGAAGGUGUUGCUGAGGGCCUCUUCCUGCCCAGAACAGAUUACAGAUUCCACAAGUUCCAUUAUUUGACCUUUGUGCCCUCGGCCGAGGACGUCUAUGACUGCAGGGUGGAGCAUUGGGGCUUGGAUCAGACGCUCCUCAAGCACUGGGAGGCCCAAGAGCCAAUUCAGAUGCCUGAGACAACGGAGACUGUGCUCUGUGCCCUGGGCCUAGUGCUGGGCCUAGUAGGCAUCAUCGUGGGCACCAUCCUCAUCUUAAAGGCUAUACAUUCUGGUCGUGACCCCCGGGCCCAGGGGCCCCUGUGAAAUACUGUAAAGGUGGGAAUGUAAAGAGGAGGCCCUAGAAUCUGUAGAAUGUAAGGAAGGGAGGAAAAAUUCAAUCUGACAAGUGUUCAUUGAUAUCCUAAUGGGUUAAAAGCAUUCAGCCACAUAACAACAACAACAUUGAUAACUAACUCAGUAGUUAAUAUGCUCAGGUGCUAUUCUGAGCAUUUACAUUUAUUAACUCACUUUAUUCUCACAAAUAGUCUUUGAGGUAGGUACAAUUAUUUUCACCAUUUCACAUGAGAGAUACUUCUAUCUUUUUACAUACACAGAGACCUGAAGCACCUUGAUCAAGUUCCCACAGCUGUGAAGUAGUAGGGCUAGCUUCCAAUCCAGAAAGUCUGGAUCCAAGACUGUUUAUCCGCUGUCCUAUACACCUUAUUUUGUGAAGCAAAAGACAAAGUUCAAAUUCUCCAAUAGUCCAUUGUCUAGUAAUGGAGCCAGAUCUAUAUUUCUAUAUAUAAUUACAACACAGUGUGGUGGGUACCUGUACUAUUUACUGUCUCUACUUGGACUCAUUCCAUGGCAAUGCUCACACAAAAAAUGCCCCCCCCCGAGAUCUUAUAUUUUCUAUUUAUUAUAACACUCACCAUAUUUUAUAUUUUUAUAUAUUUUGGGAAUUCUCUUAGUAUUAGUGAACUUCCAUGCAGAUGACCACAUCUAAUUCAUUAUUAUUAGUGUUAUUCAUGCUGGACCUCAGGUACAAAAGGUUAAGAACUUCUCAGUUCAUUAUACUAUCAUCAUUGGUGCCUCCGAGCUCUCUCUCUCUCUCUUGAUUAAUUUGGUCCCUUUUAUCUCUAGUCCUUACUCCCAUAUCUAACCUCUUACCCCUACCUCAUAGGUAAACAUUUGAAUGAAUUUGAUGUUUCCUUUUAUUUGCAUAGAUCCUGUACAAUAUGUAGUAGUGUCCAGUGUACAUGUAUUUUUAAUUAACCAAAAUGGCAUUAGAUUAUAGAUCUAAUUUUGUACAUCCAGUUUGUUUCUUCCAAAUCCUCCAUAGUAUUCUACUCUAUACUUCCAUGCAUUAGUCCAUUUUGCAUUGCUAUAAAGGAAUAUGUGAAUUUACCUAAUUUAUGAAGAAAAGAGCUUUAAUUGGCUCACAGAUCUGCAGGCUGUACGAGAAACAUGGCACCAGCAUCUGCUUCUGUUGGGGGAUUCAGGAAGCUUUUACUCAUGGUGGAAGGCAAGUGGAGCCGGUGCAUCACAUAGUCAGAAAGGGAGAAAGAGAGAGUGAAAGAGGUGCCAGGCUCUUUUUAACAACCAGGUUUCAUGUGCACUAAUAGAGUGAGCACUCACUCAUUACCCUGGAGAGAGCACCAAGCCAUUCAUAAGGGAGUCUCCCCUGUGAUUCAAAUACCUCCCACCAGGCCCCACCUGCAAUAGUUGCAGAUCAGUUUUCAACAUGAGACUUGGAAGGGACAAAUAUCCAAAUCAUAUCAAUCCACAUAUCUAUAUUGCUCCUGGGAUACCUGGAUCAUCCCUGGUUCUCUACUAUUGCAAGCAAUGCUUGUAUCUCACAUGGACCUGCGUAUGCAUGUAGACCUGACCUGCAUCCCUGGAAUGUAUGUAUCCUAGAAAGGGGCUGCAGGGUCUCUGGAGAUGCAGCUCCUUAAUUUGACCAAGUAUUGCUCAUCUGCUCAUCAGAAUGGCUGUACUCAUCUGUACUUCCUUUGUCAGUACCUGAAAUGUCCUGCAACUCCUAAAUGCACAUCAACACUGGACAUUAUCCAGUUUUCUAACUUUUGCCAGUUUCAUUUGCAUACAGAAAUAUGCUGUUUUACUUUACAUUUCUUUAAUUACUUAUAAUUGGGGCUAUAAUUGGGACUGAUUAGCCACUUGGGGGUUCCUUUUCUAUAAAUUGCCUGUUCACAUUCUAUGCUCAUUUUUGUACUGUGGGUGUCUAUCUUUUUCUCAUUGAUUUGCAGGAUAUCCUUAUAUAGUCCUGCUAGUAGUCCCUUGUCAGUUUUAGGCAUUGCAAAUGUUUUCCCCUAAUCUGAUUUCUGGCAACUUUCUCCUUGGUUUCCUUUAUUGAAGAUAAAUCCUUAGUAUUUUGUAAUGAAGUCCAUCAACGGUUUUUUUUGUUUGUGUGUGUUUUUUAAAAGAAGUCUUCCCUAUACUGAGAUAUCAAAGAUACUCUUAAAAUAUCUCCUAUAGUUUUAAAUUUCAAAUUUAUUACUUUAAUUCAUCUGGGAUUCACCUUUGUGUUUGAUGGGGAUCAUGUUUUAUUUUUCUCUAUAUAAAGGGCCAGUGUUCCCAGAACUACUAAAUAGUUCACAUUUUCCCCAUAAGUUUGUGGUGUCUCUUUGCUAUACUGAAAGCUCCCAUUAGAGGGGCCUGUGUCUGAGUUCCAUGUUGUUCCACUGUUCUGUUUGUCUCUUCUUGUGUCAGUAUCCUAGUGUUUUGAUUACUAUGACAUUGUAGUGUGUGUUAGUAUCCAAUAGGACAAAUUCUUCUUUAUUUUUCUUUGUUCACACACAUUUAUAAUUAUAUCUAUAAUGAUUUAUAAUAGAAUGAAGUGAAUGGAGAAUGUCAGAUGUUAAGAGGAAGUAUGGAAAGGAGGGCUGGGACUAGGGUGAUGUAAGGGAUGCACUUGACUUAGGUGCAAAAUUUGGGGGAUACCAAAAGAAUCCAGUGAUAAAAGUAAAUCAAAUUUUAAUGAAAUAUCUUGAAAGAGCAAAAUUAAUGCAAAGAUACAUGAUUAACCAAAUAUCAAAAGAGAAGUAUUUAACGAAAAUGGAGAAGAAGCAGAGAGGCAGAAGAAUUAAGAGAAUAUGUUGUCACAUAAGCCAAGGAAUUAAAGAAUUCCAGGAAGGAGGAAGUACUGCUGUCAGAUGUUCGACAGAGAUCAUUUUAGAGAAUUUACCUUGGCUUUGAAAUCCUUUCAAAGAGCAGUUUACACAAUGUGAGCAAGUAUCCUUCCUUCAUUGCCUUCAUUGAUAUGGUUUGGAUGUUUGUCCCUUCCACGUCUCACUCCAGAGUUAAGCUUCUUCCCUGCCCUCAGUAAUGUGGCCCUUCUCCUUGUCAGGAUAUUUUGGAGACAUGAAGCAUAUGGGGUGCCCUCAAAGUUAGCUGGAGUUUGGGGGUUGAAAUUCAAUGACUUUAGGGAACUCCUUCGCUUCUAUGUGCUGUUCAUCUGGAGGACCAGGGCGUGUGCACAGAUGACCACCUUCUCCCUGGGACCUGAACAGGGCAGAGAAAUGGGAAGAUCAGAUACAAAGGGAGUGGGGAAGAUGGGUCUGGGCUUACAGUACUGAACCCAGGAAUGACAGUAACCAUGUGUGUUGCUGCGGGUGACAAAAUAUCUGAACAGAAGAGGACUUAGGAGAGAUCUGAACUUCAGCUGCUCUACAAACUACAUCUCAGCUUUUCUUCUCACUUCAUGUGUUCACUACCCCAGUGGCUGACUGAAUUGCUGACCCUUCAUACUGUGUGCUUAUCUGUUACCUUAAAGCAGUCAUUCUUUAGCAAAGUUCCCAACAAAUAGAAGGUGAUGAAUAAAUGUGGAUACUUUUGUAACACUGAUAUGGAGAUUAUCCCUUCAUUGAGCCUUUUAUCCUCUGGUCUCCUUUGAAGAAACUUCACUGUCACUUUCCCAAGAAUACCCUAAGAUCAAUAAAUACUUCAGUAUGUCAGA
Symphalangus syndactylus (siamang) is the source of this 4575-nucleotide messenger RNA. RefSeq names its product HLA class II histocompatibility antigen, DP alpha 1 chain. Lineage: Eukaryota; Metazoa; Chordata; Mammalia; Primates; Hylobatidae. Gene Ontology annotation, biological process: immune response; antigen processing and presentation. Gene Ontology annotation, cellular component: MHC class II protein complex; membrane. The record is from RefSeq and is a predicted model, not a curated record.